This is a messenger RNA of Rhineura floridana, 1281 nucleotides long. Its product is annotated as C-C motif chemokine 4 homolog. Gene Ontology annotation, biological process: cellular response to interleukin-1; immune response; monocyte chemotaxis. The record is from RefSeq and is a predicted model, not a curated record. NCBI's taxonomy places the organism in Eukaryota, Metazoa, Chordata, Lepidosauria, Squamata, Rhineuridae. Gene Ontology annotation, cellular component: extracellular region. Gene Ontology annotation, molecular function: CCR chemokine receptor binding; chemokine activity. Bases 631 to 915 code for a protein of 94 amino acids. The transcript is spliced from 7 exons.
CAACAUAGGACUUUUGCUCUGUCUUGCUGAAGGCCUUGUGCUGUUGGCCUUUAGGUCACGUUUGUGCCUAGACUGAGACUCCAUGCAUAAGCUCGGUUGGUUUGGAUUGUGCUGCCCCUGCAACCCUGCCCGUGUUGGUGAGAUACCAGCUGCGAUGUGGGCCCUAGACCCCAAGGAAACCUUCUGGAGAGUGACAUUCUUCCGGACUCUGGCAACAGUGUUAGUGCACCUUGGACAGCUCCUUGAAAUUUUGGACUGAAACCCGGAAGAGAUUCCAUUGCCCCACUGACAUCAGAACCAUCAGCCGUCACAGAUUUGUUUGUGGUUUUGAAGAGGGCUGCUGCUAUUCAUUAUUUCCACCACACUGGCGACAGGUUUCUGGGAAAGCCCACAGAGGCGGAACAUGUCCUCCUGACUCAGGCAGACCCAGAGCCAAAGGACACCCCUCUGAGAGGAAUCCAGGAUAGCAAAGACAGCGGCUGAGAAGUGUCUUGUGCUUCAUUGGCAAAACCAAGGCCCAGCAUCGACAAAGACACAAAAAGGCUUGCUCCAUGGAGUUGGUAUCAGACUGGAGGACACGACCAAGAGUCCCUCUCCCAGCCAGCAAAGCUCCUCCAGCUUCUCAGCAACAUGAAAGUGUCUCUAGCUGCCUUCGCUCUCACCGCCACGGGGCUCCUGGUGGCUCUCUGCUUCUCUGCCUCUGCUGCUCCAGUGGGGUCCGACCCCCCCACCUCCUGUUGCUUCUCCUACACGGCAAAGAAGAUCCCACGCAGCUACGUGGCUGACUAUUACGAAACCAACAGCAGAUGCUCCCAGUCAUCCAUCGUGUUCAUCACAAGGAAAGGCCGGGAGAUCUGUGCCAACCCCUCUGAGAAAUGGGUCCAAGACUAUGUGAAUGACCUGGAACUGCACUGAGCCAAGCGGCAGCAUGGGGGCCAUUGCCAGCGAGGCCAAAGGGCCGUUGGUUGGAGCCGGGCCGGCCGUCAUUGCUCACCAAGUCAACCAAGGACAUUUCAAGGAAACCCCCUUGCUGCUGGCUGUGGUUGUGGCUGUUUUGCAGUUAUAUCUCAUGGAUUUUUUGUGAUAAUUUAAAUUUAUUUAUUGUGCUCAAAACUAAGAGUUCAUUUCUGCUAAUUAUUUUAUUUAUGUAACGUUGAAGGCGACAUAAAGUGAGUUGCCUCUUUAUACCUUUAUAUAUUUGACUGUCUAGAUAUGAAUUGACCAAAGAAUAAGGAUUUCUACAAUAAAUAUUUUCCUGCCAGUUGUGGUGUAAUCUGAAUG